Molecule: messenger RNA, 1000 nt
Organism: Procambarus clarkii (red swamp crayfish)
Lineage: Eukaryota; Metazoa; Arthropoda; Malacostraca; Decapoda; Cambaridae
Source: RefSeq, a predicted model, not a curated record
AAAUUAGAGGCAGUAGGACGUGCAGUUCGUGGGAAUGACAAACCAUUUGGUGGUAUUCAACUUAUAUUGUGUGGAGACUUCUUGCAAUUGCCACCAGUUGCAAAGCCUGGAGAGAAACGAAUAUUUUGUUUCCAAACUUCUGCUUGGGAUCGCUGUGUAAGUGUAAAUGUAGAACUGACUGCAGUUCGACGACAAGACGAUCAGGAAUUUAUUAACAUCCUACAAUCAAUUCGUCUUGGAAGGUGUACAGAAGACAUGGUCAAAUGCUUAAAAGAAACUGAAAACAACAAUGUGGAGAGGGACGGUAUAAAAGCGUCAAGGCUGUGUACACACCGUGAAGAUGUUAACCAUAUCAAUCAAGAGUAUCUUAAUAAACUAACAGGGAAUGGAAAAGUGUUCCAGUCCAUAGAUAGUGACCCAAGUCUGUCUUCACUCCUGGACUCUCAAACUCCUGUGAUUGACAAGCUAAUACUCAAAGUUGGUACUCAAGUUAUGCUCAUGAAAAAUCUAGAUGUUGGCCAAGGACUGGUUAACGGUGCUAGAGGGGUAGUCACUGGCUUCAAAUUGGGAACAGAAGGAAAUCCAGUUGUGAGAUUCUUAUGUGGAGUGACAACAGAAAUCAAACAUGAAAAAUGGACAGUGAGAGCUUCAGGAGGUGUUUUCUUGACUAGAAGACAGUUCCCUCUGAAGUUAGCAUGGGCCUUUUCCAUACAUAAAUCUCAGGGUAUGACUCUAGACUGUGUCGAGAUGUCCUUGUCACGGGUGUUUGAGGCAGGCCAGGCUUAUGUUGCACUCUCUCGUGCCAGAAACUUGAAAGGACUACGAGUGUUAGAUUUCAAUCCCACGUGUGUACGGGCUCAUCCCGAUGUUCUCAAAUUUUAUCAAGGACUAAGAAGGGCUCGCUAUGAAGAACAACAGUCAAUUGAACACUAUCUCUGAUGGUUCUCUUGUAAACUUUUAAUACUGUAUGUAUGUUCAACAAUAAUGAUAAAGAAAAUGC